Cercospora beticola is the source of this 683-nucleotide messenger RNA. RefSeq lists its product as uncharacterized. Lineage: Eukaryota; Fungi; Ascomycota; Dothideomycetes; Mycosphaerellales; Mycosphaerellaceae. The record is from RefSeq and is a predicted model, not a curated record.
AUUCACCACCAGCUUCCCAUCCCAUCGCAUCACCCAUUCUUCCAUGCAAAAGCAAUAUCGUCAACAAGUUUUCCAGAACAACAAAACUCCAACCAAGAAGAUGAAGAUUCCACAGAUGUGGGCCGCUGGCGCCCUCCUGGCCGGCUGUACUCAAGCUUGCACUCGCGUCCGCAUCGACCAGUCGCGCGACCAAAGCAACCCUAAUAACAAGUACACCAGCUACACGGCUUGGGACGAUGACAAACCGGCCCUCACAAUCAAUGACCACAAAUCCAGAAUCAACCAGGAGAACAAUCGCGAGGCUCUUCCAUACCUCCGUUCAAAGACCGGGGACGUCGAUGUAUACAUGCACUACUAUCAAGGACCAUUUGCAAAGCAAAUUGGCGGGUCGGUCGCUUUCCCUAAGACUCCGGGUUAUCCAAAACUGCCUUUAGAGCAAAAGAAUUAUUUCGAGUACUACAACGAGGACGGAAUCAAACAUCAAAUCUACUGUCUAUGGGACAACUACAAUUGCGAGGGCAAAUACACUUGCGGAAUUUAAGCAACCUCCGCCAGCCAAAGGGUAAAACGAGCAGCGCAUUGUCUGGAGUCCUUUGCAUUUUUCGGCGGUUUGGCAUAUCGUUUCGAUCAUUUGCGGGUAGGCGUGCACCUACCCCGCAUCCACUCAUUGUACAGUAGCAGCA